Messenger RNA from Mya arenaria, 545 nucleotides. RefSeq names its product 60S ribosomal protein L27a-like. Gene Ontology annotation, biological process: translation. Gene Ontology annotation, molecular function: structural constituent of ribosome. Gene Ontology annotation, cellular component: ribosome; cytosolic large ribosomal subunit. Bases 235 to 507 code for a protein of 90 amino acids. Lineage: Eukaryota; Metazoa; Mollusca; Bivalvia; Myida; Myidae. The record is from RefSeq and is a predicted model, not a curated record. The transcript is spliced from 4 exons.
AAUGUAUUUGAAUUUUGGUCCUUCAGUGCAGUGUUGUAAAGGUGACAGCUAGUGUUUCUUUUUCAGACCACAAGUAAAAAGAAGACCAGAAAGCUUCGUGGUCAUGUAAGUCAUGGCCACGGACGUAUUGGUAAACACAGGAAACAUCCUGGUGGUCGUGGUAACGCUGGUGGCCAGCACCAUCACAGAAUCAACUUUGAUAAAUACCAUCCUGGAUACUUCGGUAAAGUUGGUAUGAGGUAUUUCCACAAGACACAGAACAAGUUCUUCUGCCCUACACUGAACCUGGACAAACUUUGGUCCCUUGUGUCAGAACAGACCCGCGAGAAAUACGCCAAUUCUACAGACAAGGCCCCCGUCAUUGAUGUAGUCAGAUCAGGUUACUACAAGGUUCUGGGCAAGGGCCACCUCCCCAAGCAGCCUGUGAUUGUCAAGGCCAAGUUUUUCAGCCAGUCUGCCCAGAAGAAGAUCCGACAGGCUGGUGGCGCAUGUGUUCUUGUCGCAUAGACUGUAUUUGAGGGGGAAAAAAUAAAAGAAAAAAUAUC